Molecule: messenger RNA, 1195 nt
Organism: Solanum verrucosum
Lineage: Eukaryota; Viridiplantae; Streptophyta; Magnoliopsida; Solanales; Solanaceae
Product: NAC domain-containing protein 7-like
Exons: 4
Coding region: 84-1136 (350 amino acids)
Biological process (GO): regulation of DNA-templated transcription
Molecular function (GO): DNA binding
Source: RefSeq, a predicted model, not a curated record
UGAGUCCACAUAUUGACUCUACUCAGAUCUGCUCAUUUUGAAAUUAAGGUGGUUAUAGUAGUACAUUUGAUUGAUCAGAGAAGAUGAAUUCCUUGUCACACGUUCCUCCAGGUUUUCGAUUUCACCCAACAGAUGAAGAACUUGUGGAUUAUUACCUUAGAAAGAAAAUCACCUCUAGAAGGAUUGACCUCGAUGUUAUUAAAGACAUCGAUCUCUACAAAAUCGAGCCAUGGGAUCUUCAAGAAUUAUGUAGAAUGGGGACAGAAGAACAAAGUGAUUGGUACUUUUUUAGCCACAAAGACAAGAAAUAUCCAACAGGAACAAGAACAAAUAGAGCAACAGCAGCAGGAUUUUGGAAGGCAACAGGAAGGGACAAGGCUAUAUAUUCAAAGCAUGAUUUAAUUGGGAUGAGGAAGACUUUGGUGUAUUAUAAAGGGAGGGCUCCAAAUGGACAAAAAUCUGAUUUUAUUAUGCAUGAAUACAGACUUGAGACUGAUCCAAAUGGUGCUCCUCAGGCAAAAGGAUGGGUUAUAUGUAGAGUAUUCAAGAAGAAAAUAGCAGCUGGCAUGAGAAUGGAUACUAGUGAACAUGGUUCACCAAUUUGGUACGAUGAUCAACUUUCAUUCAUGCAAGACAUGGAUUCCCCUAAGCCAAUACAUCCUCAAAUUAAUUACAUUAACCACUAUCCCAAUAAUUACCCUAAUUGCAAAAAAGAAUUUGAUAAUUUGCACUACCAAAUCCCACCUCAAAAUCACCAAUUUCUUCAUCAACUUCCUCUUUUAGAAACAACUAAACUUGUAGCUGCACCUCCUGGUUGUAGCUCAAUGCCUAUAUUUGGCAAUAUUAACGUUAAUCGACCAGCAUUGCUCACACAAGAUCAACAUGUUCAUCCUACAUUUGGGAAUAAUAAUGACAGCCAGCAAGUUGCAGAUCAAGUGACUGAUUGGCGAGUACUCGAUAAAUUUGUAGCUUCUCAACUUAGCCAAGAAGAUGAAAAUAAUAACUAUUCGUCAAAUGCAGUACCAAACACAUUUCAGGCUAAGCGCGAUGAUGAGGUGAAUUUGAACAAGCAAGAAAUGGCCCCGGAAAAUACCUCCACAGCAUCUUCAAGUUCUCAAAUUGAUUUGUGGAAAUGAAAGUGAAAAUCCACCUAAUAAUAAUAAUAAUAAUAAUAAGUUACUGCUCAAAAAUAUUA